AUGUCUCACGUUGUUAACUGCGUGUUCAGUUCUAUCCAACGACGCGUUAACUCAGAGGUUGCGUACGCUGGUCCUCUUCCGACGCCACCGCCUUCUGCUUCUACUUCAUCAGGAACAUCUAACCCUUACCCAAAACGAGUGAGAAGAGUAGAGGGUUGUUCAGAAAGCGAGGCUGCUUAUACCAUAGGCGAUGCUGAGGUGCACAACGAAGAUUUCCGCUGCGGUGGUCCUCAUUUAGUGAGGCUGCCUGCGUUUAACGAUCAUCUCACCCCGAAUGACCCUCUAAAUGUAGCUUGGGAUGAGCAUCUUGAAGGACCAGUCCGUGAAAUCCUCAAUUGCUACCGUAUUGACCUUACCGGGGGUAUUGCAGUGGGGCCACUCCGUCGAUCUUCUACCGGCAAAAGAGAGAAAUACGACACAGCGCUUAUCAUUGCUCAAAAGCAUAGCUUGACGAGUGAUGUCUGGUUCAGAGCUUGCAAAGAAAUACUGCAGCUCUUUCGUUCUAAGGGGUUUAUGAAACUCAAUGUAGAGAUCAUUGAUGACCGCGCUAACCCGACGCUUACCACCUACCCCGCGUCGCUGACCGACCCCUUCGUUGAAUCCUGGACUAUUUUACGGCCUACCAUCCUCGAGAUCCUCGGGGAGAACGACUGGACUCUACUCUAUGUCGUCCGUCGAAGAAGUAAAAACCAUCACGAAGGCCCAAUCACUAUUGCUAUAACGGUCACGGAAGAGUCCACCAAAGAAUGGUCAGCAAUCAGAGACGAAAUCGUGCGGCUGCUAGAUAGCCGUGGCCACCACGAUGUGGCCAUCGCAAUAUGCCGCGCUAACGUAUGGCACGGCUCGUCCUUCGACGACCAGGUCUUGGGUCACCGCGAUUGGGACGUGAGAGCAAAGCUUGGAGGGAGCUUAGGCCUUCGAGGGUCUGCAGACUCUGCCUCAACUUUUGGAGGGUUUGUUGAACUCCAGAACACCCUACUAGACCACGAGUCCGCAAUUGCCGGCUACCAAAAAGGUCUCGACGAUAAGCGGCAUAGUAUCUCCAACUUGCGACAGCGUAUUCUUGCCGAUGACCCGUCGGUUUCAAAAGGAGAUAAAAUUUUGUAUGAGCGCCAACAGGCUGCUAUAAAUGAAAUUGAGGAUACCAUAUGGGCAGCUACCUCCUUCGGCCAACAGAAACGACAUCUUGGUUCAGUAUUUGCUGCUUCGGGAUUUAAAACCAGUCCUCAGAAAAAUAUUCUAGACUGGGCCUUAAUCGACGUCGAAGACUCUCGUAUCACAAGUAACGAGAUUCCACCUGACGGAGGGGUUAGCCCCGAUUUUUUCACUACAUAUUGCCCACCACAGCCAAUUAUGAGCGGUACGACCUCAGUAGCUGAGGGUAAUCAUGUUUUUAAGAUUGGUAGGAGAACUGGCUUCACCGCAGGCAUUGUGAACGGGAUCAAGCUUUGCGAUUUACAAGGCUGGGUAACAAACAGCCAGGGACAGAAGGAAUGUGUCCGAGGAACCGCACUGCUUAUACUACCUCACGCCUGUGAGACGUUCGGUGAUCCCGGAGACUCAGGGAGUUUUGUUAUGGACGGGCAAGGAAGGUUCGUUGGCCUCUAUUUUGGUGGAGACCGGGAAAGAAACGCUGGUCUAGUCACCGAGGCGCCCAACUUGUUCGAGGAUAUCAAAAAGGUUACAGGCUGCCGCGACGUUAGGAUCUAG
Messenger RNA from Arthroderma uncinatum, 1710 nucleotides. RefSeq lists its product as uncharacterized. NCBI's taxonomy places the organism in Eukaryota, Fungi, Ascomycota, Eurotiomycetes, Onygenales, Arthrodermataceae. Bases 1 to 1710 code for a protein of 569 amino acids. The record is from RefSeq and is a predicted model, not a curated record. The transcript has 3 exons.